AUGUCGGGGAUCACCCUCAGCAGACUCGCCCAGGAGAGGAAAGCUUGGAGAAAAGACCACCCAUUUGGUUUUGUCGCUGUCCCCACCAAAAACCCCGACGGCACGCUGAACCUCCUGGAGUGGAAGUGCGCCAUCCCGGGGAAGAGCGGGACCGCGUGGGAGGGCGGCCUGUUCAAACUGCGCCUGAGCUUCAAGGAGGACUAUCCGUUCUCGCCGCCCACAUGCCAGUUUGUGCCGGCGCUCUUCCACCCCAACGUGUACCCUUCGGGCAUCGUGUGCCUGUCCAUCCUGGAGGAACACAAGGACUGGCGGCCGGCCAUCACCAUCAAGCAGGUCUUACUGGGAAUACAGGACCUUCUAGAUGAACCAAACACUGAAGAUCCGGCUCAACCAGAGGCCUCCAUGCUUUACGACCAGAACAGAGAGGGAUAUGAGAGAAGAGUUCGAGCACAAGCCAAGAAGUUCGCACUCUCAUAA
Molecule: messenger RNA, 477 nt
Organism: Pipistrellus nathusii (Nathusius's pipistrelle)
Lineage: Eukaryota; Metazoa; Chordata; Mammalia; Chiroptera; Vespertilionidae
Source: the annotation of a GenBank genome assembly